Molecule: messenger RNA, 2568 nt
Organism: Gasterosteus aculeatus aculeatus (three-spined stickleback)
Lineage: Eukaryota; Metazoa; Chordata; Actinopteri; Perciformes; Gasterosteidae
Gene: b4galt4
Product: UDP-Gal:betaGlcNAc beta 1,4- galactosyltransferase, polypeptide 4
Biological process (GO): carbohydrate metabolic process
Cellular component (GO): Golgi apparatus
Molecular function (GO): galactosyltransferase activity
Source: RefSeq, a predicted model, not a curated record
UGAGAUGCGCCCAGCGAACCAGUUAUACUGGCAUCUCCGUUGUAUUUGCCGUAUCUAGAGACUCUGCGCGGGGAGCGACCGACCGUUAGCUCGAAGGCGACCGUUAACUUUUACAGCUCCUCCCGGGAAAAACCGCUUCUGUCAGCUAGCAACCAAGCUAACGCUAACGGUGCUGAGAGAGCUCACCUGGACAUCGCUGCGGCCAGGUCGCGGAAUAAAUUAAAAGAGGUUUAUUUUCUAUUUGUUUUACUUUAGAAAACUCAAGGAGUGUAACGUUGAUGAGGAGAAGACGCAGCUGUUGCAGAUGUGAAAGGUAGCGUCCUGCUUUGGGUCUCUAACGUAACUCAACGUUAUAUGAAUUCGCACUUUUAGCAUCAUUACUAAUUAACCAGUCAGUUAUUGCAUCGAUGAAAUCUGGACCUUGAGUCUGAAAUAAAGGUUUGUUUUAUUUAUUGUACUACAUCGAGUGAGACUUCAAUGUCCGGGGAAACAGCGAUCGACAGGUGUACAGUCUCUGAAGAACGGAAGUCCUCUCCCUCCCCUCCUGAAACUGGAUUUUGACCGUCCGACAAUGGAUUUUCCCCAAUAACCUUCCCUUAGUUCACAGUGAUCAUAUAUUUGACUGACUGUUUACUUCGGCGUUGUGUUUCCCUGUCAUGGGAUGACCGGUUAGUGCAACGAUGGCUGUCAGUGUUCAUGCUUAAGUGACCGUCGCGGUGGGAGCAUCCUAAACUAGAAGACACCAGCUUCUGCAGUUGCCCCUUUUACCGCUUCACACCAGCGCCGUCACACAGAAAUGGGCUUCUACUUACCUGUGACAAAGACUUUGCGGAGGUGGAAAUAUUUUCUGGUGCUCUUUGUCUCGCUGUCGGUGCUGGCAUGGAUCGCAACCUUUUCAGGCGAAACCGUGAAAUCCGGGCCGGCGUUGCCCGCCUCACCGCAGACUCUUGUCCAAGCCGACGUUGUGAAGGACAGACUUGACACGCCGCCGCCGGAUCGAUUAACAACUCCACCGCAAAAAGUCGAAUGUCCUCAGGAGUCACCGUUGCUACAGGGAGCUGUGAAGCUGUCCUUUGAAUCCUCUCUGACACUGAAGGACGUGGAGGGUAGAAACAAAGGAGUGAGUGAAGGCGAGUACGAGCCCUCCGACUGCACGGCGAGGCAGAGCGUGGCGGUCCUCAUCCCUCAUCGCAGCAGAGAGAGACACCUCCUCUACCUCUUGAACCACCUGCACCCCUUUCUGCAGAGGCAGCAGCUGCACUACGCCAUUUAUGUCAUCCAGCAGGCUGGCGAUGCAACUUUUAACCGUGCCAAGCUACUCAACGUUGGGUAUUUGGAGGCCCUGAAGGACUACAGUUGGGACUGUUUCAUCUUCCAUGAUGUCGACCUGGUCCCCGAAAAUGAUCAUAAUGUAUACGUCUGCGACAAGCAGCCCAAACAUCUGGUGGUCGGCAGGAACGCCACAGGAUACAAGCUGCGCUACAAAGGCUACUUUGGAGGGGUCACAGCUAUGACCAGAGACCAGUUUCAUCAAGUGAAUGGAUUCUCUAACACUUACUGGGGUUGGGGCGGAGAAGACGAUGACCUGCGCAUCAGGGUCGAGCUGCAGAAAAUGACGAUUGUGCGCCCGCCCGCCGACAUCGCUCGCUACACUAUGGUGUUUCACAAACGGGACAGUGGCAACGAAAUAAACAAAGACAGGAUGAGGUUGUUAGGACGAACACCCCUGGUAUGGAAAAAGGACGGACUGAACAGCUGCUCCUAUGAGACUGUGUUGCUGGAGCGGCAGCCUCUUUAUGUGAAUGUCACUGUGGACAUCGGUAAGCCACAGAACUGACAUUAAAACGAGGACCAAAGAAACACUUUAUAAUACACGUCUUUCUGGACCGAGCAACGUUACUGACUACGCUGAUUUGGUAACAGUAUUCUUGGACUGCUCUCUUCACGUGAACUUUAUUCUAACUCUCCCCCUGUUGAUGAGCUGAAGGACUGUUUGUAAGUCUACAGAAAGCUGCAGCCAUCAGACAGAUCGGGUCAGAGUGACUAGAUUUAAGUUUUCUAGGUUGUUGGUGGUCGGUCGGUUCAUUUCAUGUUAACAUUCCAUUUAUGAUUGUUUUACUGUUGAAAACUUUACAUGUGAAAGUAUUGAUACGCUACAACUUGUCAAUCAGAUUUUUUAGGUAAUCUUGUAGCAGCAAACAUUUCACAUUUCACAGCAGAGAUUUUUUUAUUUUAAUUUAUUCGUAAUAAAAAUGAAUGUAUAAAAUGCAAAGAGAUGACAUACUAAUUCUGGAUGAUAUUUCAGAUUUGUUUUGAAUCUUUGCAGUGGUAUGGGAUGAUUUGUCUGCUUGAUCGUAGAACCCAGAUCAUCACAUCUAAUGUGAUUUAUUUUUUUAGAACACAUAUAAUUGUAUUAUAAAUUGUAUUCUGGUGUCUAUAAAUGCAGGGCUAGAAUCUGCAGUUGUUGCGCUGCAAUUGUAGUUUAUUUAUAAGAUAUGCAUUUGAAUAUAUAACUGUAUAUAUUUCGGACUAGAUGGUUUUAGGAUUAAACAAUCUCCCUCUAAAAAG